AGAUUCCUAGUAACCAUGGAAAUACUCCUCUUAUGUGACGUAUGAAAUUGUCUUUUUCAAAUCAAAUACAAAAAUAUUUUAAAUCGUAAUUAAAAAGUCAGAAAAGUACAUCAUGGCGGAGAAGAAUAUCGACAACGUUCAAUCCUUGAUCCGAUAUAACAACCCGGUCCUGGUAGUGAAGCACACCGACCGGAAAGCUACAGGUGACGCCUUAGUACAGGGGGAUAAGAGCGCUAGGCAAGUAUCAUCGACUAUAACAGAAACGAAAAAGGAAACCGAAGAAAUUUUGAAUACAAUUCUACCUCCUAAAUGUUGGGAAGAGGAUGGUCAAUUGUGGACACAAACGGUUUCGAGCACUCCUGCUACACGUCAAGAUGUAAUAAAUUUGCAAGAAAUGCUCGACACUCGCCUGCAACAAACACAAGCUCGAGAAACAGGGAUAUGUCCGGUUCGUCGAGAACUAUUCUCACAGUGCUUUGAUGAAAUCAUUCGACAAGUGACAAUCAACUGCACUGAACGUGGUUUUCUACUUCUUCGGAUACGUGAUGAAAUUGCUAUGUCAAUGGAAGCCUACGAAACCCUUUACUGUAGCUCCGUGGCCUUUGGAAUGAGAAAGGCAUUGCAAGCACAAGAAGAAACAGAAAAAUUACGGGAGAAAGUGAAAGCAUUGGAAACAGAAAAAUCAGCACUGGAAGAACUUAUAUCGGAUAUGAAAAUCAAAGCUGAGCAAUCAGAGCGAAGGAACGCAGAGUUGCGGGCGUCGGAAGAAAAAAAGAGUGCCGAGGAGGUUGCUUUCCUGAAAAAGACGAAUGCACAGUUGAAAGCACAAUUAGAAGGCAUAACAGCUCCCAAAAAGUAGUUGAAAUGUACACACUUUUUUAUUUUUGAUAAAUCACUUUUUAAUACUAAGGGAAACGUCGGACAAUUACACAUUGUCACUUUUCAUCUCAGAAAUAGCUGAUAAUUUGUUAAAAUUUCUGUGGACUAAAUACCAUGUGCAAUAUUUACGUAUUUAUAUGGAAAUAAAAAAUAUACAGAUUUUCGCCAAAAUGUUAAA
Messenger RNA from Hermetia illucens (black soldier fly), 1057 nucleotides. It is a transcript of the gene Dnali1, whose product is annotated as putative inner dynein arm light chain, axonemal. The record is from RefSeq and is a predicted model, not a curated record. Bases 113 to 859 code for a protein of 248 amino acids. Lineage: Eukaryota; Metazoa; Arthropoda; Insecta; Diptera; Stratiomyidae. Gene Ontology annotation, molecular function: dynein heavy chain binding. The transcript has 4 exons. Gene Ontology annotation, cellular component: axoneme; filopodium.